AUGAAGAACUUAAAACCCCGUCAAAAUACCAUUGAGGAGAAUGGGGUGAAUGUGAAGGUAAUUGUUCGAUGCAGACCUUUAACUGAACAGGAGAAGAAAGACCCAAGUAACAGUAAUGUUUUGCAAGUUAAGCCAGAUUCCAAAGAAAUUGUAGUUUCUCACCACUCUUUGAGUCGUAAAUUCGACUCUUACUCCACCAAACUUUUUACUUUUGAUGGAGUCUGUGGAUCAUUCACGUCACAAAGGGAGCUUUUUAAGCAGUAUGUAGUUCCAAUCGUAGAUGAGGUUCUUUUGGGUUUUAAUUGCACAAUAUUUGCCUAUGGUCAGACGGGAACCGGGAAAACUUAUACAAUGGAAGGUGAUAUGAAGGAAUAUUUGGAAUCCAAUAACAUGGAGCUAACUGAGCACGCGGGAAUCAUUCCAAGGGCUGUGCAACUUAUUUUUGAAAGGUUGGAGAGCCAACACACAGAAUACGGGGUUCGAGUUUCGUAUUUAGAAAUAUACAAUGAAGAAUUGUCCGACCUAUUGAGUGAUGAGAAGCUAAGCUUAAGGAUUUAUGAUGAUAUUGCUGGAAAAAGAGGGUUAAAUGUCGAUCGUCUGGAAGAGAUUCCUGUCAACAAAGCCCAGGAUAUACUUAAUAUACUUUCCACAGCAGUCAGGAAGAGACGAACAGCUGAGACUUUGUUGAAUAAAUCAUCUUCUAGAAGUCAUUGCAUUUUCACAAUUACAAUCCACACCAAGGAAACAAAUAUAGAUGGAGAGGAUGUCCUAAAGGUCGGAAAGUUGAAUCUGGUAGAUUUAGCAGGGUCUGAGAACAUUCAGAGAAGCGGAGCAAAUGCAGUAAAAGAUCGUGCCAAAGAGGCUGGGAUGAUUAAUCAGAGCUUACUGACCUUGGGUCGUGUAAUUAAUGCCUUAGUGGAGCAUUCAAGCUAUGUUCCAUAUAGAGAUUCGAAGCUGACACGUCUUUUACAGGAUAGUUUGGGAGGACGUACAAAGACCUGCAUUAUUGCAACAAUAACUGCUUCUUCAAUAUACCUCGAAGAAACACUUAAUACUUUAGACUAUGCUCACAGAGCAAAGAAUAUUAAGAAUAUGCCUGUAGUUAAUCAAAAAAUGACCAAGAAAGUAAUGAUCAGAGAGAUGAAUUGCGAAAUAGAAAAGCUUAAACAGGAACUUCAGUGCAAUAGAGAAAAAAAUGGAGUCUACUUACCACUUUCUCAAUUUAAUGAGAUGGAAAACAAACUCCAAUCUCAGGCUAAUGAAAUUGUUGAAAUGGAAUCAGAGCUCCAAAAUCAACAUGCACUAUAUAGAGAGAUGGAAUCUACAGUAAGUCAUCUUACUGAUCAGCUUAAUGAAAAAUCUCUACGCGUUAAGGCUGGAGAUUUUGCUAAUAUUCAUGUUUCUAAACAUGCAAAACUUUAUCGCGAAAAAUAUCAAGAUUUAUAUAUGCAAAUGAAUCAAUCUUUGGAAAACAUUGGUAAAUUGCAUAGAAAGAUUAUUGGAUCUGAGCUUUUCCAGUCUUGUCAGAAUACCCAGUUAUUUAAACUUCAACAACAACUUGUCUCUGACAUUCAGCUAACUGAAAAAAGAACCAGAGAAUGUUUGGAAAUUCUCCAUAACGAUCUUAAGCAGGAUUUACUUGUUCACUGGUUAAAUAAGAGUCAGCUCUCACAUACUGAAAUUAUCGGAAUGAUUGAAACAGGGAAGAAACUCUGUGGUAAUGUUACAUCAAUGCUUUCUGAUUCAUUGGAACAAUCUCUGAUAGAGGAGCUUCGUGUUGGUAUGAAUAAUGCAAAGGAUAAUUUGAAAAAAUCUCUUAAAACUCAAGAAGAAAUGGCUACUCGUAUAAAAGACGAAAUAAGAAAAAGUCUUGUAGAUUGUUCAACAAACACUGAAAAGAUAUCAAUGGAUAUUAGUAAUCAGUUGGAAAGGCUUAAAUUGUCAAAUGAACGUUGCCAGAGUCUUGUUCAAGAUUACAAGGAGCACUCCAAGGGAUGUGAGGUACAAUUAGAUACUGUUUUCUCUCAAUACCUUGUAAAUUCUGUUGAUAAUCUUGCAAAGUCGCAUCAGAUUCAACUUGAUAAUCGGCUUUCUGUACAGCUAUCAAGUCUGGAUGAGAAAUCCAAGGAAAUGAAAAAUCAAUUCUGUAAAUUAGUUGAUAGCUUUGUUGAAGAAACUUCCAAAGCUUUGGUUGAUGAAAAAGAUCAACUUUUCAAACAAAUGGAUGAUUUGAAGGAGAAAAUCAUAAGUGAAUUGGAAAAUGGCUAUUUGGCAAACAAGAAUUUACUUCGUGAGACAAAUUGUCGUAUAGAACAAUUAGAGUUGGCUCAAUUAGAGCUUGUGAAAGAUCAGAGUGAGUGUUUGGAAAAGAGGAGAAACGAACUUGGAGAACUUGUUCAUUCAAUUUCCCAGCUUGGAGAGAAAAGGUUGAUAGGAGGAUUUACCGACUUUGCUAAUGUUAGGGACGAACAAUUUGGCCUAAUUAGCUCCAAAUUUACAGAAAUAUCGGAAUUAAGUGCAAGUUCUGUUCAGAGUUGUGUUAACAAUGUUUCAACUGUGGUAAGCAUGCAGAAUAACUCACUUAAUGAAUUAUCGUCAUGUAUAGAUGAUUAUUUUGGCUAUAAUUUUAAAUCUUUCCAAGAGAAUAUUCAGGUAAAGAUUAGUGAGAUAACUCAACUUCUGGGUCAAAUCACUGAUUUCUCAUGCCCUUCUUAUGAAAAAUCUGAAGAUAAUGAGAAGAGAGAAACUUCUUCUAGCUCAGUGGAAGAAUUACCCAAAAUUUUGGAUAAAGUCUUUCAAGAAUUAAUAGAGAUUGAGAAUGUAGUAACAAAGACCAAUCCAAUUUCUGGGCAAACUCCAAGUAGAAGACAAAGUUACAAGAUUCCAGUUUUAAAGGAAAGAUGCUUAUCUCCAAUGAAAUAUGUGGAACACUAUAUUGAGACUUUGCCAAGACCAAAUAUUGACUUUAAUCAAACUCACAAAAUGUCGGAUCCUUUUUACAAUGAGAAUGGCAGAGAAGAUAUGAUGAAUUCUCGGUUAAAUUUUGAACAGGAAGAUCUCCAUCAUCAAUCUUCUUUUGAUUGGAAAAGCGUUCAAUGGGAUGAUAUAAAAUCAUUGAAUAUUUCUCAGUUUAUUCAAGAAACAAAUACGGCUUCUUCUGAUUUGUUUUUAAGAGAAAGAGAACAAGAGAGCUCUACUAAUGAUGAAAACUGGAAUGGUUACUCAGAAAAUACCCUAAACGUUACCCACCAUGCCUCAAUAAUUACCUCAAAAUUGGAACAAAAACAAAGCUCAUUGGAUUCUUUGAAAUCAUUAAGUUUCUAUCAAACUUCUCCAAAUGAUGAAAAUCGCAUUUCAGCUCAGGAAAAUACAGUCAAACAAGAGAGUUUGUUGGAAACUAACAAUAAUCCAAUCGGGCCUAGUUGCUAUACAAAUGCAACAGCAUCUUCAUCCUCUACAGGUAUCCCAAGACCUGGAAGACCCAAGAAAGUUGCUGCAACAAGAAAAUGA
Messenger RNA from Cryptosporidium ubiquitum, 3510 nucleotides. Its product is annotated as kinesin-like boursin. Lineage: Eukaryota; Apicomplexa; Conoidasida; Eucoccidiorida; Cryptosporidiidae. Gene Ontology annotation, molecular function: ATP binding; microtubule binding; plus-end-directed microtubule motor activity. The record is from RefSeq and is a predicted model, not a curated record. The transcript has a single exon. Gene Ontology annotation, biological process: microtubule-based movement. The coding region runs from base 1 to 3510 and encodes 1169 amino acids.